UUUCGGUCGAGGAACGUCACCUGCAUCUGUGAGGUGUUCCGAAGCCAGGGAAGAGAUGACCGGCCAGACGGAGGCUGAUAUACCUGAAACAGGAGCAGUCUUCACCUUUGGGAAGAGCAAGUUUGCUGAUAAUGUGCCCAGUAAAUUCUGGCUGAAGAAUGACCAUCCAGAGGAAAUCUCAUGUGGGGGGGAUCACACUGCUGUCAUAACAGGCCAUGGCAGGCUGUUCAUGUUUGGAAGUAAUACCUGGGGUCAGCUAGGACUGGGGUCAGAGAUCAAUGUCAACAUCAACAAGCCCACCGCUGUGAAAGCGUUGAAGUCUGAAAAAGUUAAGUUUGCGUCAUGUGGGAGAGACCACACAAUAGUGUGCACAUGGAGUGGGCGUGUUUAUGGUGCUGGCAGUAACCAGGAGGGGCAGCUUGGUUUGGGACACUGUGACGACACAAACACCUUCCACCUGCUUCAUCCUUUCUCUGACCAUGCACCAAUCAAAAUGCUUGCUGCUGGCUGCAACACCUCAGCUGCCCUGACUGAGGACGGCAGGCUGUUCAUGUGGGGUGAUAACUCUGUGGGCCAGAUCGGUCUGGGCACAGAGAGCUACGCCUCAGAGCCUAGAGAUGUGAUGGUGGGACAGCCAGUGGCCUGGGUGUCUUGUGGAUACCACCACUCAGCGUUUGUCACAGUGGAUGGGGACCUCUACACCUUUGGGGAGAGUGGGAGCGGAAGGCUGGGUGUAUUCCCAGACCAGCUAGCCAAUCACAGAGUCCCUCAGUGGGUGGAAAGCAUCCAGGACCCGGUCAUCCAAGUGUCCUGUGGAGGGGAGCACACAGUGGCACUCACAAAGGACAAUGUGUACGCGUUUGGGCGGGGGCAGCAUGGGCAGCUAGGCCAUGGGACCUUCCUGUUCGAGGUACCUUUGCCAAAAGCACUGGACCACUUCCGGAAUGGCAGAGUCAGUCACGUAAGCUGUGGAGAGAACCACACUGCAGUGAUCACAGACAGUGGGAUUCUGUACACCUUUGGGGACGGUCGCCAGGGUAAACUAGGACUGGGGGAAGAGAACUUCACCAACCAGUUCAGACCAACACUGUGCCCACGCUUCCUCAAAUACAGUGUCCAGUCAGUGGCAUGUGGCGGCUCUCACAUGCUGGUGCUGGCUAUGCCCAGACUCCCAGAGGUUGAGGAAGUGGUGAUAGAGGAGGAUGAUGUUACAGAGAGCAUUCUGGAGUCUCUGGAGACCUACACCGAGCUGCUCCUGAUGGACCCCUCCUUCCUGAUGCCCAACCCACAGACCACACCUCUGUGGACCCUGUCUGCUAGGGCCCGCCGCAGGGAGAGGGAGAGUUCUCCAGAGCAGUUUGGCCAGAUGUUCCGUAACCUUCCGCCUCUGAUGUCCGGCUUCCUCAACGCCUCCCUGCCCCUGUCCAGAAAUAUCCGCAUCUCCAGAUCACCAUCUGAAGACCCCUGCAUCUCCUCACUGUCCUCCAAUCCCUCCUCAAACGACCCCCCCAGCCCCUCUCUGUCCCUUAAAUCCAGAUCCAAAACCCCAUUAACACCGUCACCCAAGUUCAUAUUCCCAGACCCUCCUAGCCCUUCACUCUCCUCUAAGUUCUCCCCUAAGAAGAGACCCAGCCCAUCAAAAUCACCCAAAUAUGCAUCUAAAGAACGCCUCACCCACUCACAGUCCUUUAAAUCCACACAUAAACUCAUCCCCACCCCCUCAAUGUCCCCUAAACCCUCCUCUGUAAAGCCCACAGAUGACAACCAAUCCCCCAAAACGCUGUCUGAGGGUCCCACCACACCACAGACAGACAGGACCAAGGACACUGUGACAGAAGCAACUGACAGCCGGAUGCUCAUUGAGAAUUUGGAGAAGAACAUGGAUGUCAUGGAUGAAGAGGACAAUAAAGACAUGUUGCCAGACCUGGCAUUACCAUCAGGAGGCGAUUUUGGCAAUGAGACUGGGACUACAUCUGCAGAACAGAAGGAUAAGGGACAUAAAAAGGGUCGGGCUCUGAGGAGAGCUGUUAAGGAGGCAGAAAUGGAGGUUGAACAAGCCCUGGCCAACAGGAAGCCGCAGCUACUUUCCCAUAAGGCCCUUCCCACCGAGCUUCUGAGAGGCUCCAGCUUGAGUUCGUUAAAGGCAGAGGGCACACCCCCAAAGAGCCCCAAAUGCUUAAUGAACCCUCAGACACCAGCCAGCGGCAAGGAAAACAUUGCUUUGACAGCAGAAAAGGCUGGCAUCAAAGUGAACACCAGUAAACUGACGGGUAGUAAUCUGCAAAGCACAGGUAAAGCAGGGUCUAAGCCAAUUUCACCAGCAAAGAAACAAAGCAAGUCAUUCGUAUCGAAACCUAGCACUCCUGAACACAGCCAGAUCCAGAUAUCUGUGUCUAAACCCAGUACUCCAAAACAUGGUCAAAACAAACUGUCUGAAUCUAAACCCAGCACUCCAAAACAUGGUCAAAACAAACUGUCUGAAUCUAAACCCAGCACUCCAAAACAUGGUCAAAGUAAGCUGUCAGAAUCUAAACCCAGCACUCCAAAACAUGGUCAAAGUAAGCUGUCUGAAUCUAAACCCAGCACUCCAAAACAUGGUCAAAGUAAGCUGUCUGAAUCUAAACCCAGCACUCCAAAACAUGGUCAAAGUAAGCUGUCUGAGGUGAAUAAAGGUACAGAGAUUAAAGGUAAAGGCCCUGUAAAAGUUCAAGGUAAGGAGGUUGAGGCGUCCAAAGACAAUAAAUCUAAAAUUGCAGAGGAAGAUACUAAAACAAUUGAAGUUCAAAAUAAACCACUUCAAGAGAUCAUGUCCCCUCCAGUCAAAGUUAAAGGUAAACCUGUGGAAAAGGAAACAACUCCAAAUAAGGCUAUUGCUGAAACCACUCCUUUGAAAGUAAAGAGCAUUACCAAGAAGAUUGUAGAUGAUAACAAACCUUCUGAAGGUAAAGGCACUCCAAUAAAGGGAAAAAAGAAGGCAAAAGAGGUGAAUGAAGAGAAGAUGGAAGAGUCUAUUACUUUCAACGAGUCAGGGACAACAGUGGGGAACAAAAUGGCAGUUAAAGAUAAAGGCAAAGCCAAAGAAAAAGAAAGUGCACCCACCAAAACAAAAAAUGUGCCCAAACGUAAAGAUGUUGAAGCGAAACUAACUGAGUUAGAGGGAGCCCCAGUGAAACUGAAAAGCAAGCCGACAGAGGUUUCCAGCCAUGCAGUCUUAGUAGAACCUACCUCAAAGGCCAAAUCACCAGUCACAUCACUCUCAUUAUCAGAUGCACUACCUCAAAAUGCUGGAGAUAAGAAGUCAACAAAGUCACUGGUUGUCUGUCAGGUCAGGGAUAGAGUGGAGGUCACAGGGGAAGAUGCCUUUGAUGAAUCCCAGGAGGGGAAGCCUAGCUGGGGAGGAUUUCUCAGCGAUGCAGCCUCUCUCCUUCCAGAUGUGGGGAUGGCAGGGGCAGCCAUGGGGGUCCUGAGUGAGGCGGUGACGAGCGUGAAGGGGAUUCAGUCGGAGAGUGACACAGACACUUCUAUCCCUCCUCGGCGGUCCAGCCGGGUAGAGCGGUUCACCAAACAGAGCGCCAUCACCCAGCCUUCCUCCACAUCACCCUCUUCUUCAACAUCAGAUCCAAGCACAGCUGAGCAAAGCAAGAGGACCAAUGCCCGCAUCAGCACCCUCUGGAAUUCUGAUCAGGAAGUGGGGAGCAGGAGUUUUGAGAAGGACCCAGAAACCACAGAGGCUGCUAGCGAGAGGUCAGAAGGUCAGGCCAAGGUCGAUUAUGAUGAGAACUCUAGUAGUCAAAGUUCGGGAGCUGAGGAUGAUGAAGAUAAAGAGUCCACAAAGAGACAUGGAGAUGGGACAGAAAUGGAGAGCACCCAACAAGAGGAAAAAGAGGAUGACAGAAAUGUUAAGGGUCUGGAAGAUAACAGUGAAGACAGUGAUACUGUGGCCAGCAGAGAGGGAGAGGAAGGUAGAGAAGAAAAGAGUGAAGACAGCGAGGGCGCGGAAGAGGAAAAGAGUGAAGAGAGUGAGGGCGCGGUAGCAGAAGAAAAGAGUGAAGAGAGCGAGGGCGUGGAGGCAGAAGAAAAGAGUGAAGAGAGCGAGGGCGCGGAGGCAGAAGAAAAGAGUGACGACAGCGAGGGCGCAGAGGCAGAAGAAAAGAGUGAAGAGGACGUGGAGGCGGAGGCGGAAGAAGAAGAAAAGAGUAAUAGUGUGGGGACAGGAGAGGGGGCGGAGGAAGACGAGAGGUGUGAGAGUGAGGGGACAGGAGAGUGGGAACAGGGAGAGGAGAAGAGUGAUAGUGAUGCGACAAUAAAGGGGGAGGAGGAAGAAGAGAAAAGUGAUGAGGGUGCAGUACAGGGGGAGGAGAAAGAAGAGAAGAGUGAUAGUGAGGGGACAAGUGAUGGGGAGGAGAGCAAAGAGAGUGAUUCUGAGGCAAGCCUAGAGGAGGAGGGUGAGGAGACGAGUGCACAGAGUGAGGGGGAAGGAGAAGAAGGCGAAAGUGGUUCUGGGACAAGUGGAGAGGAGGAGGAGAAGAGUGAAGAAGAGUCCAGUGAUGAAGAGAGUUGGGAUGAAAAAAAAGAGGAAGAGGAGGAGAGCAAUUCGAGUGAGUAUGAAAAGGAGGAGAGUGGUGAUGAAUCAGGAAAUGAGGCUGAGAGCAAGAGUGAGGGAUCAGCAGAAGAGAAAGAAGAUAAACAAGCAGAAAAAGCAGAAAGUAAAGCCACUGAGAAAGGGAAGGAAGAGGCCCCAAUGGAGAAACCCAAACCACCGGCCUGCACCAAGCAGAGGACCACAGGGGGAAAACAGGCCAAUGGAACCCAAGAAUCCCAACAGUUCUGGAACAAUGUCUUACCCCAGUACCUGGAGCUGAAGUGA
This is a messenger RNA of Salvelinus namaycush (lake trout), 4867 nucleotides long. RefSeq names its product X-linked retinitis pigmentosa GTPase regulator-like. The coding region runs from base 56 to 4867 and encodes 1603 amino acids. The transcript is spliced from 15 exons. The record is from RefSeq and is a predicted model, not a curated record. NCBI's taxonomy places the organism in Eukaryota, Metazoa, Chordata, Actinopteri, Salmoniformes, Salmonidae.